UUCUUUUAAUGCAUUUACUUGAGAAGAAGUGAAGUGAUAAAUGCGAUUUGCGACAUUUUCUCUCUGUUUAUGAGGUGAAGCAGUAAAUAUUUUAAAAAUUUUGCAAUUAAUUACUAUUUUUUAUUUUAUUUUUUGAUCAUCACUUUCUGCAGAUACAUUAUAAUUGGUGAAAGGUAACAGAUUCAUUUAUUAAAUAAAUGGCCGAAGCAGUAGCUGAAGAAUAUCGAUCAUCCUUAGCAGAUCUGAAUUUCAACAGUAAACCUCAUAUAAAUAUGUUAACUAUGCUUGCAGAGGACAAUGUUCAAUAUGCUUCGUUGAUUGUAGAUACUAUUGUCAAUCAUAUAAAAUCGGUACCUCCAGAUUUAAAACUUCCUAGCCUCUAUUUAGUGGAUUCAAUUAUGAAGAAUAUUGGUGGAAAAUAUAUUGCUCAAUUUAGCAAACAUAUGAUAGAACUUUUCAGCUCAGUUUUUGAAAAGGUUGAUGAAGCAACUAGAAGUUCUCUUUAUAAAUUAAGGCAAACUUGGAAUGAUAUAUUACCUAAAACUGUUUUAUAUGGCAUUGAUUGUCGCGUUAACAGCAUUGAUCCAGCAUGGCCUAUAACUGCAAAGGUGACGGCAAAAAGUAUUCAUGUGAAUCCAAAAUUUGUGAGUGGCACUGCCAAUACAGCUCAAAAUUUAAUAAAAGAAUCUGAAAUAAAGAAACAAGAGGAAAUGAAAAAGUUGACUGAUGAAAAAGCUGAACGUGAAAAAAUGUUAAAAUUAAUUGAAGAAAAGAGAGCACAGUUAAGGCUCUUAGAAGCAAAGAAAUUACAUUUACAGCAUGCAAAGCUUAAAGGAAUGGAAUCAGUUCUAAAACAAAAAAAUCAGGGUAAUUCUGUUAUCCACCGUGAUCCACGUCUUAAAAAAGCUGUAGCUCUAAUUGCCUCUGCUGAAGCUGGUAAUGUUCCAGAUAGCUCAGUUCCUGCUUCUCUACAAUCUGUAGUAGUUGUUCCAAAUACAAAUUCUACUACCUCAAAGCCUCAUACAAAAGAUAUUGCUUCAAAUCAAAGCAACACAACUUCUCGUCCAUCUGAUACUCCCAAUGAUCCAAGAGCCAAAAGGAAUAAACUUGCAACAGAAGGAUCUUGUAAAAGUAACACAGCUUUAAAUAAAAAGAGAAAUUUGAUUCUAGAGGAAUCUCCUGGUGAUACUUCCAACAAUAAGAAACCUUGCAAAGAUUCUCUUAAUAUAAAUAGUUCUAAGGCUCUUCAGAAUAAUCAAUUAUUACCUGCUGAUAAUGUCAGUGAUCCAAGAGUUAAAUCUGAAUGUGGCAAUCAAACAUCCUCUAACCAAUUGCUUGAUCCUCCAAAAGAUGCAUCAAAACUUGCGACAAAGUAUGAAGACAAGAAGGAAACACUACUUGAUUCAGAUGAAAGGAGACAACCUCCAAUGCCUCUUUUUCUUGGAUCUGAAGACAAAGACUAUCGUAAAUUGCCCAUAGCAGUCGAUCAAUCCAAACGUCCUAGUGAAAUCUUACAUCAAACUGACAAUAAAAAUUCAUCAACUCCUAUUCAUCAAAAUAUUAAUUUGCCUUCCAAAGAAAUGCCAAAUGAUAUUAGAGAAAAACUUCAUGUGCCAGCAGAGCAAAUCAAUACAACCCACAAAGUAUCUGAAUUUCAUCCUACACCACUGCAUCCUCCUGAUCCAGUUAAUAAAUCUAUUACAAGUUUUCAGGAUGUAAUGAAACCUCCUUUAAAUAUUGAUUCCUCUGUGGCUCGUGGAUCGCCUAUACCUUUCACUCAAACUUUCAAACUUGAUGGCAAAGAUCGGAUUAUUCAUUUUGUUAAUAAACGAGCAUUUGCCUUCAUGGAUGAUAAGGAACCUCACGAAAUAAGCUUCAUCGGGACCCCUAGGAAUGUUUUUGUUGAAGGGCUUCCUCAAUCAUUGAUUUUGAGUUUUGAUCAAAAGUCUCAUGAUUUUGAUCUAGAUGGCAAAAGAAAUACUAUUCAGUUUGGCACUCCCUCUCGAGAACUUUACAUCAAUAAUCGGCCAUACGAAGUGCAGUUUGGUGGCCCCCCGUUGCUCGCCCCACUAGAAAACAACAAACUGCAUCACAUUCGAGUGGACGGUCCCCCUCCUCAAGUAUUGAUAGGAGAGAAACCUGCAUAUGAACUAUGUGAAACCUUUAAUAAAAUGCAUAAGCCUUCAUUGCAAAAUCCUAGUCUUGAGCCACCUGUGACUUCUACUGAAAAGACUUUGCCAUUCCAAGAUGUAGAUAUGCGCCUAAAGAGUAAACCUUUACAACCACCACCAUUUUUUGAGUCUACUGCAGCAAAAUUGAAAGACAUUGAUUGGCGUCAAGCACCUAUCUCAGAAUGUCAAACACCUUCAGUGUGGAAUGUAUCUCAAAGUUCAAAUAUAGUUCCUACAAACUCGGUAACAAAUACUACAGCUGUUACUUUAGAAAGGUUCCCGCAUCCUUCAUCUUUUCCUCAAGUUACUGAUGGAAACAUAGUCAAUGGCAGGAUGCCUCAAACAGCACCUUGGAGCGGAAGACCUCCCCUUGAACCUCAAUUUUCCAAUAAGCUGAUUGGUCCUCUACCUCCACCUCCCAGGUUACCAAUGGCUCUUAAUAGUUUGCCACCUCCUCCACCAUUACCAAACUUGCCUCCUGUAGAUGUAAGACCAACAAGAGUAUCAAAUUUACCUCCUGUAGACAUAAGGCCAACAGGAUUAUUAAAUUUACAUACUGUAGAUGUAAGGCCAACUGUUUGGAAACCUCUUCCUCCACCUCCCAUGUUUCCAACUUCUGUCUCAUCUGGGAGUUUACCAAAAGUACCACUACUUCCAACUCCACAUAUGUUACCGAUAGUCAGCACACCCUCCACAGUUAAUUUGCCACUUGAAAAACCGAUGGAACCAAUUCCACCUGUCGCUGCACCUAUUGAUGUUGGAUCCUUUUUUGAAAAGCUAGUGGCUGCAGGCAUUAUCUCAAAGAAAGAACCAGCUCCUUCUGUUGCAGCUGAUGAAAGCUCAUCAAAAGAGAAACCAGAAGAUGCAAUUAAAGAAGAAAAGGAAACCAAAAUACCUGCCAUCGAAUUAAAUCCUAAAAGUCUGAAGCAGUUUUACUCUGGACUCUUGACUUCUUUGUACAAAGGUUCACAAUGUGCAACCUGUGGCAUGAGAUUCAAAAAUUCCCAAGGUGAACAAUAUGGAAGACAUCUUGAUUGGCAUUUCCGAAUGAAUCGUAGAGAAAAAGAUGGUGCCAAAAAAGCCUUCUCUCGCAGACUCUUUUAUAACGUUAAGGAUUGGGAACAAUUUAUAGAAAUAGAAGAAGCUGAAGAAAGAGCUCCGAGUUACUUUGAACUUCAAGCUGAUUGUAUAAGCGUUAAAAAGGAAGAGGCUGAGAAAAUUCAUAGUGUUCGAGCGAGUGAAUGUGAAACUGAGAAAUGCUUUGUUUGUGGGGAGCAGUUCCAGCUGUUUUGGGUUGAAGAAGAGGAAGAAUGGCAUUUACGAAACGCUGUUAGGCAUGAUAAUGAGGUUUUUCAUCCAGCUUGCUACGAAGAUUUCAUAAAGGCUUCAAAGUCUCCUAUUGCUGACACAUCUAGAGAAGAAACAGAAGAUGAGGCUCUAGACGAAAAAAUAGAAGAAACGGGGGAGAAGAACGAAGAAGCAAGUAAUAAAGAAAAAGAAGAGAAGAAUGAGGUACGGAUAGCAGAGACACAUGAUGUACGAACAGAAGAAACACAUGAAGUACGAACGGAAGAGACACAUGAGGCGCGAACAGAAGAGACACGUGUGGUAAAAAUUGAAGAAAUACAUGAGGUAAAAAAAGAGAUAAAUGAGGUGGGAAAAGAAGAGAAUUCUGAGGAAGAUAAAGACAUGACAUCUAGAAAAGAAGCAAAUAUCCCACAAGAAGUAUGUGAAGAAGAAAAAAUGGAUGUUGAAGAAUCUCCUAUCCAAGAUGAUGUAGAUGUCAAAGUUCCUAUCAAAGAAGAACCUUUAGAAGACACUUCAAACAUCAAUGAACCUAAUGAUGUUCCAGUCAGUGAGAACCCCACUGCCGUUAACAUUGAAACGACAACGAAAAUUAAAGAAGAGCCCAUGGAUAGCUCUGAUACCGAAAAUAUUGCUGUAGAGAAUAAUAGUCCAUCGAAGAUUAUUGUUUACAUGAAUGAUGACUUUUUAGAUUACGGGACUGAAGAGGCAAUGGACAUUACUACUAAUGAACCUUCAGAACCUAACAAUAGGGUUAUAGAAGAUAAAGUAAUGAAAGCAGAAGAUAAAGUAAUCAAAGCAGAGGAAGUAGAUGAUAGGACUUUAGUGAAAACAGAACCGACAUCAGAUGAUGUUGAGAGUGACGAGUUCCGUCCGCCAACUCCAGACCCUAGGUUUGAUGUUCAACCGCCAAUUUUUAAAGGAACAGAAUUGUCUGCUCUAUGUACCAUAAUGUAGAUAAUUUAUAUAUUUUUUUAUUUAUUGUGAUAUUUGUACAUAAAAAACAACAACAAAAAAAUGAGCUGUGAUCCAAAGAAUAAAUAUUUCUUUUUUUAAAUUGUAAUCAGGCUUGCUUUAUUUUUCCUUAUUAUUAGUAUAUUUACUAACUAUUACUGUUUAAAGCUGUUUACUAACUAUUACUGUGAGAAGAAAAAAACUUUAUUUUUCAACAUAACUAUGCUGUUUAUUCCAUUGGUGUGUAUUAAAAAAGCCUUUCUUCAGAAGCAAUGAACAUUUAAGAGACAUUUUGGCAUUAACUCUAUGUAUUAGUACACAUGUUCUUGAUUUCUUUAUCUUAAAACCAGGCAUUAUUAGUCGUGUUUUUUUUUUUAAUUAUUCCGUACAGUCUAUUUCACAUUGACAUUGCUUCCAAAUAUUUCUCAAAUUUUUAAUGAGAUUUUGAGUCUGGUGAAUUUCUGGAUCAAUUUAUAUUAUGGUAACGGAUCAAUUCUUGUUGAAAUGUUCCAUUAAACGUCUGCUUCUAUAAAUAAUGUGUAUAUACUCGUGAUUGAAUUAAUUAUGCCCCUCAACAGGGACUAAACUUAUAGCAGCAUUUUGCUAGGUGGGGGGGAAGAAAACUAACUUAUUUCAAUUAAUUUUGCUCAAUAUAGUAACUUGUCUCUUUUUUGUCUAUUAUGUAAUCAAAAGUGUUUUUAGUUGCAUUAUGAAUAUAAGCGAAAUUGCAUCAACUAUGGUAUGGUGUUUACUCAUUUAUCAAGAAUUAUGCAAAUUAUUUGCAAAAUGACUAACUGAAAAUUAAAGUGAUUAAAUUUGGCAAAUGUAUUUGUAAGUUAUAUUUAUUAUUAAUUAUGAGCAAAAAAAUAUUUAGUUGUAUUGAUUUGUAUAAUUUUUAAAUAGUAGUUUGUCAUCUUAAUAUCAAAGUUUAUUAAAUUCAUUAGUUGUUUAGAGAGAGAUAUUACGAAGCAACAUAUUAUGCCAGGCGUUAGAUAUUUAUUAUACAAUAAAUUUUUCUCUUAAAUGGACUGUAUUUUAUUCUUAAUAUCUGAUGUGUUACGAUAGUGACAAGAAUCAACUUUUUAGAACUUUUUGGUUUCAAUAAGAACGUGAAUAAAUUGAUAUAAUUUAUCUUUCUAACUGAUUAAUUGAAUGAAAUAACUUAAAAGUUUUAAAAAAUUUUGAAAUGAAGCACCAAAAAAUUUUUUAAUGAUUUUGUUUAAAUGGAUCUGGAGAUAAUUUUUCCGACCCUAUAAUCACAUUCAUAUGUUUACCUAUUAAAUCAAAAAAUUAUAAUUAUACUAUUACAGGAUGUAGUUUUCAUUUUAUGAUGAUCUUCUACUGUUCGAUAGUCGAAUGACAAAAAGUUGUUAACUGAAAGAUAUUUUUUUAAGUACUGAAAUUUUUUCUUGAUGUGAAUUUUCAUUUUCUUCUCGUACUGCAGCCGAAAGAAUACCAAUCGUGUCCCAACUGGUUUUUUCCAUUUCAAUAUAUCGGAUGCACGUUGUUUCUAAAUAGUAACCUCUAAUAUUUUCAAGUCAUCUGAGUGGGGAUGUUUCCUAUUUUUUUAGUGCCUUUUAGCUUAUUGAAGGUUAGAAGAUUUAAUCCCAAAAAUCGAACUUAUCCAUAAGUAACACAUGCUCUGACUAUUUUUUUCUUUUGAAAAUAAGCAGUUGGCUAUUCUUACUCAUUGUCUUUCCCUGCCAUAGAGAACUAUUGAUUGGAUUUAAUUUUAGUUCUGUUACUAAUGAAUCAUGGUCUUAGCCAAUUAAUUUAAGCCAGAGUAAAACCUGCUUGACCUAUUGGAACAUUCAUUCCAUUUUUGUUGGUGAUUGUUGUUCUAAGAUAACUUUCUCCAAGAUGUAACCAUUAAUCACCAGUGGUAUGUUAUCAGAUUCUUGAUUGAUCACAAUCGUGUGCUUCUAUGCUCUGCUUAACUGUGUUUGCAUUGUAUAACUAACAAUGAAAUUUCGAUAUCAGGGAAAAAUAGUUUUAAACAGGAAUUACCUUUAGAAAUAUUUUUUUUUUAUUCAACUGUUGUAUAUUUUUAGUAGAUAACUGAGAAAUUUAGCUUUUUUUUAAAUUUUAGUUUUUAUAUAAAUAUCCCCUGUCCGAACAAUGUUUCUUAAAUGCAAUAGUUUCGAAAAAUAUUGCGGCGUGGAAUCGGUGUGUAGACCGGAUAUUGAGAAACAAUGAUCUAGAUGAGGCAUCAGAAAGCUGACAGAACAUUCUAAUUUGUUGAAAUUUUCAAUCUUACUUUGUACAAUUUGUUUGGAUUCUUAUUAAUUUCCUAAAAAUUCAUCACCUUCGUCAAAGGAGCUUCCUUUGUCAAUGUAUAAGUGUUGGAAUAUAUCUGGUCCCAUCACUUUAGCUGCAGACAAUUCAGGAAAUGCAUGAACAGCAAUUGUCUAAAGCUUUCACAAAUUGUUUCAUCAAACCAAGUUUUAUUUGAAGUGGAAAAUAACAUUUCCAACUUGUCUCUUAAUCCAAUGCUGACUCUAUUAUCCCAAUGGUGACACAUAUCUGUUUGAAGGAGAAGUUGCAGAAUAACGAAACUUCACCUCAUUGUCUUUACUUUUUUAUUAAUGUGUUUCAGAAAAGUAAAAUAAUAUUUAUGUAUAUAUUAAUGGGUGUGCAUGUAUAUUCAUAAAAAUACAAAGACAGAACUGAAAACUUCAUGUUGUGAAAAAGCUGUAAUUUAUUAUUUUAAGCUUACUUUUUUCUGAAAUCAGCGUCCCAAAAUACAUCGGAGACAUUGCUUGGUAAAUAUUUUCAUUGCAGUAACUGAUGUGUUUAGCAAAAAUCGAACUUAUCCAUAAGUAACCUUUUUCAAUGUUUUCUAUUUAAAACAAAUACAAGUUCUGAUUUAUAGUAUAUCUGGGUUUUAUUAAUGUAACUUAAAUAAAUUGGGUAAAAAAAAAUUUAUUUUAGUUUAUUAUCGAAAAAGUAUGUUUUUAUAACAACAAAAUAGUAUUUUUCAGAAACUAUUAAUUUAAACAGAUAUGUGUAUUAUUUUACUUUUUCAUAUAUCUUGAUUUUGCAUUUUCACUACAUUUUUCAUUUUGGUAUUUUCUAUUGCAUCAUUUACAGCGAUGUGAAUGUAAUAUUAAUGACGAUAAAUAAAGAUUCUAUAUUAA
Molecule: messenger RNA, 7567 nt
Organism: Parasteatoda tepidariorum (common house spider)
Lineage: Eukaryota; Metazoa; Arthropoda; Arachnida; Araneae; Theridiidae
Biological process (GO): mRNA 3'-end processing; termination of RNA polymerase II transcription
Cellular component (GO): mRNA cleavage factor complex; cytoplasm
Molecular function (GO): mRNA binding; RNA polymerase II complex binding
Source: RefSeq, a predicted model, not a curated record